This is a messenger RNA of Naegleria fowleri, 1182 nucleotides long. RefSeq lists its product as uncharacterized. The record is from RefSeq and is a predicted model, not a curated record. The transcript is spliced from 3 exons. The coding region runs from base 1 to 1182 and encodes 393 amino acids. NCBI's taxonomy places the organism in Eukaryota, Heterolobosea, Eutetramitea, Acrasida, Naegleriidae.
AUGGCUUCCAACCUCGAUGACUCCGAUUUAGACCAUGCCAUGACCCAUGAGCCGAAUAGUGCAAAUCUCUCAACGAUGGAGAAGAAAAUUAAGGAGAAGAAUCAACAACUCAAGAAGCUUUCAAAAGCGUUCUAUGCACUCCAACAAGAAAAGAGAGAUCUCGAAGAAUACUGUAUUGUACUGGAGUCCGAAAAUAUGGAAUUUCGGAAAGUAAAAGAACAAAUGGAUUUCCUGAAAAGCAAGGACGAGGAUAUUGCCAGACAACAUCAAAAACUUCUUGAAAACGAAGAAAAACACAUCCAAAAGCUUGAAAAAGAUAUUGAGAAACAUAAAGAAGAGAAGAGGAAAUUACAAGCAAAGAUCAAAGACUAUUUCCUUCCAGAGAUUAAAAAACUGCAGACUCUGAGUGCCAAACUUGAAAAAACGAACCUCAUGCAAAAAAACCAGUUGAAAGAAUUGAAAAACGAGCUCAAAGAAAAGAAUAAGACCAUCGAACGAAUGAUUGAAGAAGCUAAACGAGAUGAGUCGCUUCAAAAUAUUCGAUUUUUACAAGAUCAAAAUGCUGUGUUGCAAGUCGAUCUCCAAACUUUAAAAAAGAAACUCACAAAGAAAACCAGCAAAUGCCAAGAACAAAAAGAAGAGAUAUCUUCUCUGCUAUCUCGAAUUGAAGAAUUAGAAGAUCAACUCCAAAGAAAAAGCGCAUGGAAUUCACAGACUCAACUCUUUUAUACUGAAAAGAAGGAGCAUAUCGAUACUUUAAAGCGUGAGAAGAUGAGUCUUUCAAGACAGCUCAAGAAAGAGAGCAAGAAGGCCAUGAAGAGAGAAGAAAUCAUUACAGAUCUUUUGGAAAGAAAUGCCAAGUUGAGACAAGCAUUUAUUAGUUCAAGCAUUCCUCCUCCAACGGUGGUUGACCAUGUCGUCGAAAAAGCUUUCUAUGAUAACGUUUCGAAUCAACUCAAAUUAAUUCAACAACAACUGGACAUGGAUGUUGGCUCUAGAGAAAUCAUAGACGCUCAAAAUCUUGAAAAAGUAGUGGAAGAGGUACCCAUAACAUUCCCUUCUUCACCACCUCGUUUUUCAGAGGAAAAUGAAGAAGUAACGAGCACACUUCAAAACGAAAGUAACAGACUUCUAUCUAAAUCGAACUUCCUGACCAAUGAAUUCAAAGAAGUGAACAUUUAA